Colletes gigas is the source of this 1554-nucleotide messenger RNA. Its product is annotated as polyprenol reductase. Lineage: Eukaryota; Metazoa; Arthropoda; Insecta; Hymenoptera; Colletidae. Gene Ontology annotation, biological process: polyprenol catabolic process; dolichol-linked oligosaccharide biosynthetic process. Gene Ontology annotation, cellular component: endoplasmic reticulum. The transcript is spliced from 6 exons. The record is from RefSeq and is a predicted model, not a curated record. The coding region runs from base 562 to 1470 and encodes 302 amino acids. Gene Ontology annotation, molecular function: 3-oxo-5-alpha-steroid 4-dehydrogenase activity.
AGAAUAAAUUACGAUUUUUCAUGUAAAGUUGGUUCUUACAAAAGUAUGGGUAACUAAGACUCAAAUUAAUAAAAUCUUUUACACAACGUUAAUAUGUAUCUCAUUUCUGACUCUUAUCGUUUUUUUAGUAAUAAACACACUCUUAUUCAAAAGUUACUUGUAUUAGUGUUAUAGGUUUUGUAAAUGGUGAGAGCGAAUGGAAUGACGAAUGAGAGAGAGAGCGAGAGAAGGAGUGAGAGAGAGAGGAUAAAAUAUAUAAAAGAAAAUACGAGCCGCUGGAAACAAGUCGAACUAAUAGAAUAAGACCUGAGUACCAGACUAAGGAAAAAUAGAUCGGCCUUUAUCCAACAAUUUAUCUAACAUUAGAAACUAAUAAAAAAAAAUAUGAAGUUGUACAUAAAUAAUUGAUAAAUAUUUUCAACAUCUCUUAUAAUGUAGCCUGAUUUACGUGAAAGGGGAACAGUAGUACUUUGAUGUGACAUAGACAAACAGUAAGAGAAUAUUCUAAGUGCAAACAAGAUUAAGUUAUUCGUUUAUAGCUACAGCAAAAGUCGGUAUAAAAUGGAAAUAAAUUUUAUACGUAUUGGAUUUAUUUUGUCUGCCACAUUAGUUGGUAUAUUAGGGUUGUUGAUUAAUUAUUUAGAACCCUAUUUACCUCUGAGCAUUUCUCGUUCAUUUCGUUAUGGUAAAUUUGCUGUCAAUAAAUAUCAACCGAUUGUACAAAAAAUUGAAGUGCCUAAAAGAUACUUUAAACAUUUUUACAUGUUUGCUGGACCAGCUUCAAGUUAUAUAUUAUAUAUGGUUAUUUAUAAAUACUUGUGGCAUGGUGAUAUAUCUAAAAGUAUUAUAUGGAUAUUAGAUAUAUGCCUUGGAACAUUUCGACAACCACUGGUGUCUCCGGAAAGUACGUUUGUAGCUGCCAUACUUUUGAGCACGCAGUGCUGGAAAAGAUUUUACGAAACACAAUAUGUAACAAUUUUUAGCAAUGCAAAAAUGAAUAUCACUCAUUACUUAAUUGGAUUUUUUCAUUAUAUCGGAGUCUUAAUGUCCGUUAUAGGUGAAUCUAAAGGAUUUGUUAGAGGUUCAGAAGGAAAUUUCUCGUGGCAGAAAAUUACAUAUGUUCAGUUAAUAUGUACAGUAAUCUUUUUAUCAUCAUCAUAUGCUCAACUCAAGGCGAACUAUGUUCUUAGAAGUCUACGAAAAAAUAAAGAUGGCGAGACUAAUUCAAACGUGUAUAAGAUACCGCGGGGUGGUCUUUUUGAAUAUGUAUCAGGUGCAUUGCAAAUUACGGAGAUAAUUAUUUAUGUAACAAGUUCUAUAAUUUUGUGGGAAAGCUCUACAUUUCAUUAUGUCACGCUUUGGGUUUUAUCAAAUCAGAUAAGCACUGCUGUAUUAACUCAUAAGUGGUAUGUACAGACAUUCCAGAAUUAUCCAAAAUCUCGAAAAAUUCUACUCCCAUACCUUUUUUAAGUGUUACAUUAUGUAAUUAUAAAUAUUUUUGUUAUAAUUAUUUCUUAUAUUUAUUAAAAAUUCAAAUAAAUCGUUGACAUUCGU